CCCGGGGGUCGCGGGGAGCCCCCUCCGGCGGACGUCGGGGCGCGCUUGGGCGGAAGCCCGAGGCCCAGGCCUGGCCCGGGAAGACGGGCGGGUGGCCGCUGAGAGGAGCGGGGGCGGCGGAGAGGAGUGGAACCGAGGAAUGUGAUUGAAGUGAGUGAAUUCAGAUAUAAUUCAAGCUUGUUAGAGGACUUUAAAAAAAUACAAAGCUGAUUCGGUGUAUGAAAGCAAGUUAACUACUGCUGCUCACCGUUGAGAGACUUACAGGUGCUUGCCUGAACUGCAAUAAAGGACUCAUAUUAUUGAGCAGGACUUAUUUAUCUCUUCAUUUUGGAGAGCCUCAUAAACUGUUAUUACAGUUUCCCUACUGACUUUUAAAAAUUUGAAGUUUGAAAGGGACACCUGUGCAGCUAGCAAAGCAUGAGCACGGCCAGAACAGAGAACCCUGUUCUCAUGGGUCUGUCCAGUCAGAACGGCCAGCUGAGGGGCCCCGUGAAGGCCAGUGCUGGCCCUGGAGGAGGGGGCUCACAGCCACAGCCACAGCCAAUGAACCAGUUGAAGAACACCAGCACAAUCAAUAACGGCACUCAGCAGCAAGCACAGAGCAUGGCCGCCACUAUUAAACCUGGUGAUGACUGGAAAAAGACUUUAAAACUCCCUCCAAAGGAUCUAAGAAUCAAAACUUCAGAUGUGACCUCCACAAAAGGAAAUGAGUUUGAAGAUUACUGUUUGAAACGAGAGUUGCUAAUGGGAAUUUUUGAAAUGGGCUGGGAAAAACCAUCUCCUAUUCAGGAGGAGAGCAUUCCCAUUGCUUUAUCUGGUAGGGACAUCUUAGCUAGAGCGAAAAAUGGAACAGGCAAAAGCGGUGCCUACCUCAUCCCCUUACUUGAACGGCUGGACCUGAAGAAGGACAAUAUUCAAGCAAUGGUGAUUGUUCCUACUAGAGAACUUGCUCUACAGGUCAGUCAGAUUUGCAUCCAGGUCAGCAAACACAUGGGAGGGGCCAAAGUGAUGGCAACCACUGGAGGAACCAAUUUACGGGAUGACAUAAUGAGGCUUGAUGAUACAGUGCAUGUGGUGAUUGCUACCCCUGGCAGAAUCCUGGAUCUUAUCAAGAAAGGAGUAGCAAAGGUUGAUCAUGUCCAGAUGAUAGUAUUGGAUGAGGCAGAUAAGUUGUUGUCACAGGAUUUUGUGCAGAUAAUGGAGGAUAUUAUUCUCACACUACCUAAAAAUAGGCAGAUUUUACUAUAUUCCGCUACUUUCCCUCUUAGUGUACAAAAGUUUAUGAAUUCCCAUCUGCAAAAACCCUACGAGAUAAACCUGAUGGAGGAACUAACUCUGAAAGGAGUAACCCAGUACUAUGCUUAUGUAACAGAGCGCCAAAAAGUGCACUGCCUCAAUACACUUUUCUCCAGGCUUCAGAUCAACCAGUCGAUCAUUUUCUGCAACUCUUCUCAGAGAGUUGAAUUGCUGGCCAAGAAGAUUUCUCAGCUGGGUUACUCUUGCUUCUAUAUCCAUGCUAAAAUGAGGCAGGAACAUCGAAAUCGUGUCUUUCAUGAUUUCCGAAAUGGCUUAUGCCGCAAUCUUGUUUGCACUGAUCUGUUUACCCGAGGUAUUGAUAUACAAGCUGUGAAUGUGGUUAUAAACUUUGACUUCCCAAAGCUGGCAGAGACCUAUCUUCAUCGUAUUGGAAGAUCAGGUCGCUUUGGUCAUCUUGGCUUAGCCAUCAACUUGAUCACAUAUGAUGAUCGCUUCAACCUGAAGAGUAUUGAAGAGCAGCUGGGGACAGAGAUCAAACCCAUCCCAAGCAACAUUGACAAGAGCCUGUAUGUGGCAGAAUACCACAGUGAGCCUGCAGAAGACGAGAAACCUUAACAAGCAUGCUUUGACAAACUACAGAAGGCUCCUUGGAUCUGUGACA
This is a messenger RNA of Mastomys coucha (southern multimammate mouse), 1918 nucleotides long. It is a transcript of the gene Ddx6, whose product is annotated as DEAD-box helicase 6. Bases 418 to 1872 code for a protein of 484 amino acids. The record is from RefSeq and is a predicted model, not a curated record. Gene Ontology annotation, biological process: P-body assembly; cytoplasmic stress granule assembly. Lineage: Eukaryota; Metazoa; Chordata; Mammalia; Rodentia; Muridae. The transcript is spliced from 14 exons. Gene Ontology annotation, cellular component: cytoplasmic stress granule; P-body. Gene Ontology annotation, molecular function: ATP binding; mRNA binding; RNA helicase activity.